AUGCUCGACUGGUCAUGGACAACACCUGCACUCUCGGCGCUGGGCCUCGUCCUCCUCGAGCUGGCAUACAUCUGCUUCUCGGACAACUGGGCCUCCUCACCAGGCCUGCUCGGCCUCGGCUUGCGGAGCCUCAUCGACGCGGCGGCAGGCCGACAGGCACCCACUGACGGCACCACCAUGGACGCCCUGCCUGCCGCGAGCCGGGCCUGGCUCGACCACCUGCUCACCUCGUCCGGUAUCGAUCUCUCGUCAUCGUACGAUGUCCACUGCCAUGUUGUCGGCCUCGGCGACUCGGGCUCGGGCUGCUGCGCCAACCGCCGCUUCUCCUCGCCCUGCCAUCCCAUCCUCAAGCUCAAGAUGUGGGUCUUCAUGGCCGCAGCCGGCGUGCGAUCCACCUUUGCCGCAGACUCGGUUUACAUGGAUCGGCUCAAGUCGCUUCUGGAGCACUUUCUUCCGCAUCGCGCGCCGCUGUCGUCGCCGCCCGGUCCCUUUGCCUGUCUCCUUGCCUUUGACAAGUACCACACGCCCGAUGGCGCUGCAGACGACGCCCGCUCGGGCCUCUACACGCCCGACGCGUACGUCAUCGAGCUUGCUGCCCGUCAUCCGCACCUCUUUGUUCCAGUCGCCUCCAUCCAUCCCUACCGACACGACGCUGUUCCCGCCCUCCGCGCCGCCGCCGCCGCAGGCUGCUGCAUCGUCAAGUGGCUGCCCAAUGCUCAGGGCAUCGACCCGUCGUCGCCGGCGUGCGCUCCGUUCUACGCCGCCAUGGUCGAGCUCGACAUGGCGCUCCUCUCCCAUACCGGCGACGAGCACACCGUCGACGCCGGCGGCCUCAAUAACGCGCUGGGCAACCCGCUCCUCCUCCGGACCCCGCUCGACGCUGGCGUCAAGGUCAUUGCCGCGCACUGCGGCUCCGAGGGCAUGGCGCUCGACCUUGACGCCCCAGGCCUCGUCCGCGUCCCGGCGUUCGAUCUCUGGCUCCGCCUCAUGGACAACCCGCGCUACACUGACCGCCUCUACGGCGACAUUGCUGCCCUUACCUCGUUCAAGCGCAUCGCACACACCCGCGACCUCCUGCUCAAUCGCCGCGAUCUCCUCCCGCGACUUGUCUACGGCUCAGACUAUCCGGUCCCAGCCGUCAACGCCGUCGUCCGCCUUGCCAAGCUCGUCGACGCUGGCCUCCUCGACCCGGCCGCCGUUCCCCACCUCCGCGCUCUCUACGCCGCCAACCCGCUCACCUUUGACGUCGCCUCCAAGCUCGCCAUUGGUUUUCCCGCCCGCGUCUUUGACACCAACAUCCACACGCUCCUCCCACGUCUCGCCAAAGAGCACCGCGCCCGCCUCGCAGCCUGCUAG
This is a messenger RNA of Thecamonas trahens ATCC 50062, 1356 nucleotides long. RefSeq names its product amidohydrolase 2. The transcript has a single exon. Gene Ontology annotation, molecular function: hydrolase activity. Lineage: Eukaryota; Apusomonadida; Apusomonadidae. Bases 1 to 1356 code for a protein of 451 amino acids. The record is from RefSeq and is a predicted model, not a curated record.